Messenger RNA from Saccharomycopsis crataegensis, 2610 nucleotides. RefSeq lists its product as uncharacterized. Bases 1 to 2610 code for a protein of 869 amino acids. NCBI's taxonomy places the organism in Eukaryota, Fungi, Ascomycota, Saccharomycetes, Ascoideales, Saccharomycopsidaceae. The record is from RefSeq and is a predicted model, not a curated record. Gene Ontology annotation, cellular component: nucleus; cytoplasm. The transcript has a single exon. Gene Ontology annotation, molecular function: ATP binding; protein serine/threonine kinase activity. Gene Ontology annotation, biological process: regulation of mRNA processing; peptidyl-serine phosphorylation; spliceosomal complex assembly.
AUGAGCAUAGUCCAUAAUAAUGUUGCCGACGCUAUCUUGGACGUCAGACAGCAACAAAGCACUGACCAGCGGUACACAAUCAAGGCUGCCGAUACAAGACUACCAAGGCGCCCAUUUAUUUCUGGUAACUCAGUUAUUAUCGAAGAGGGCAAAGAUCCUGAUAAAAAUGUUAGGAAACCGCCGAGUACUGGACGGUCUACAACUUGGAGCCCCUCACAUACCACCCCCGAGGACGACUAUGGAAAAGAGGAUGAAGGGUAUGAUGAAGAUGAUAGUGAUGACGAGGUAGAUUUCAACAAGGAAGAAGACCUCGACGAUUAUCGCGCUGGAGGUUACCAUCCUACGAAAAUUGGUGACGUUUGCGGUGAUAAGCAGCAAUACCAAAUUGUCCGGAAGUUGGGCUGGGGUCAUUUCUCAACGGUCUGGCUCGCUUCUAACACCAUUACAAAGACAUAUAUUGCUCUCAAGAUCAUCAAGAGCGCUGAUAAGUAUAAAAGUGCUGCUAUUGAUGAAAUUAAGCUUCUCCGACGCUCAGGUCAAGGCUCAGAUGAUCAUCCCGGUAAAAAACAUGUGGUUAAACUACUCGAUUAUUUUUUGCUUGCUGGGCCAAAUGGCGAGCAUGUUUGUAUGGUGUUUGAAUUGCUAGGUGAAAACAUGUUGAGCUUGAUUUAUAAAUUCCGUGACCUAUACUCCCAGUAUAAAGACUUAACAGAUUCAACAUCGCCAUCAUCAUCCAAGGAAAAAGACCAAUCACUAUCAUCUUCUUUGAAUGAAAGCGCAUCUACCUUAAGUUUGAAUGAUUCCAUGUCUUUUGGAGAAGCAUCGACUAAUGUAUUUGCUCUUGACAAGGUGUUCAAAGAUUAUUAUGGUGGUCUCCCCUUAUCCCUUGUGAAGCGCAUUUCAAAACAGAUGCUUUUGGCACUUGAUUAUUUACAUCGUGAAUGUGGGUUGAUUCACACUGAUUUGAAACCAGAAAAUAUUCUUAUUGAGAUACGAAAUGUUGGUAGAGUCGUUGAACUUGUUCGUCAAGAAGAACGGAUCAUCAGGUUCCAUCGUCGUCAGAAUUCUAGCAAAUCUCUAUCAGGAAUCAGCACCACAUCCACUGUCAACUCAACAUUUUGUCAAAAGAAUAAUCAAGCUAGUGGUUUCCAAAGCUCAAAUUCUAUAGGCUCCUCGCCGAAUAAGAAGAAAUUGAGUAUCACUACCAACCUAUCUUCAUCUACAUUGUUCCAAGAUGGGCUAACUACCGCAACCCGUCGCAAUUCAACUCCUAUAAGAACGUCCAAACCAUUACCUUCUCCAAUCCUUCGGAAAUCAAGUAUCUGGUCUUGCUGCUAUGGUGAAGAAAAUUCUGCCACUUCCAAUAGGAAUGAUUCUAGAGGGCUGCAAAUAGAUACAGACUCUAGUAUAUCUCCGUUUGAUAGGUUUCGGUUUACUAGUGAAUCUGUCGAAAAUAUGAGUAAUUCAUUUGGUAAACUUUCCGUAAAUAAUUUGAAUGAAGAGCCUUCAAUAUCCAACCUUUCCCGCCAACUUAGACCUUCGGAAAAUCCGUUUGAUGUCGACUUGGGAAAUCUCAAAGAUCUUAGACUUCUUGAAGACGAGCUUGAAGAGCUAGAUGAGUAUAUUAAUAUCAAAAUUGCAGAUCUUGGAAAUGCUUGCUUUGUGGAUUAUCAUUUUACAGAUUCUAUUCAAACCCGAGAGUAUCGCUCUCCAGAGAUUCUUGUUCAAGCUCCUUGGGGUUGCUCCACAGAUAUUUGGUCUGCUGGAUGUAUUGUGUUCGAACUUAUUACUGGCCUGUUUGCAUUUCGACCAAAUACUAAAACAUCAUCUAUGGACCGUGAUUCUGAGCAUUUAUCCAAGAUUAUUGGCACUGUACUUGAUGAAGCUAAUUUCCGACAAAGCAAAGCUUGUUAUGAUUUCUAUGAUUCCUACUUUUUCGACGAAGAUUCAAAUUUCAUCAAGCCUGACCCAGAUACGCUACCUUCGCCACCACCUGGCUUUAAUCUUAAGAAAAUCAUGAGAACUUCGGCCAAUGAUUUUUUAAAUACAAAGGGAAAUCGCUGCGGUCCAUUUAUUUUUCCUUAUAGUCUUUAUCUUAGUUCUGGUUUAGGGAAGCGGUUCUUUAACUCAAUGGUUACCAGAUUAGUGAGGGGCCCACGCGUUAAGUUCUUUAGUAUUCAUCGAACCCUUGUGGAAAAGCAUCAUGUUUCAAAGCUAGAGGCUCAGGAAAUUUCUGAUUUCAUUGGCCGCAUGCUUGAAAUCCAUCCGAAAUAUCGUGAAGAUGCUGGUGGACUCCUGAAUCAUCCGUGGUUAAGAAUAAGGGCUGGAGCUCCUGGGAGUUAUUAUGAGGACGAUGAAUUUGUUGACCGUCCACUAGGUUGUAGUGGGGAAGAUAUACCUGGUUGGCACUAUGAAAUCAUGCAUCCUAUGAAUAGUGACAUCGAUAGCGAAGAUGAUGAUGAAGACGAGGAAGAAGAAGAAGAAGAAGAAGGUGAUGAUGAUGAUGAUGAUGAUGAUGAAGAUGGAAGUAAUCACAAGCCUGGAAGCGCAGGUGGGUUUUCCCCGCAACAAACUGAGUAUUAUGAUGAAUAUGUUUAUUAUCAUAGAUGA